This is a messenger RNA of Xyrichtys novacula (pearly razorfish), 1529 nucleotides long. The record is from the annotation of a GenBank genome assembly. NCBI's taxonomy places the organism in Eukaryota, Metazoa, Chordata, Actinopteri, Labriformes, Labridae.
GCGACAUUCCCUAAUGCGUACAUGCUACACAGUUGUCAUGGUGACGGAACGUCAACACCGAUCUUGGGUAACGUCCCUCGCCUCUCCGGUAUCCUGACUGACUCUUAAAAUGUCAGAAAUGUCUGCUGUGAACAGAAAGUUGGUUCAAGCUCUUGUUGAAACAAUCUCAAAACAGGUGGAGCAUUGUGAGUAUUCAUUUAAAUAAAGUUUUGACAUUUAAGCCUGAGCUAAGCUAGGAGAAAGGCAAGGCAAGUUUAUUUGUAUAGCACUAUUUAUACACAAGGCAAUUUAAAGUGCUUUGCAGAUGCUUUACAGAAGGAAAUAUAUUGGAAACGGAAGAGAUUAAAAUAAUUUAAAACAACUAUAAGUUUGCCAAAGAUGCUGUUUUUAAUUAUCAUCACUCAUAAAAUGAAUCUAAAUAUGUCCCACAGCUACUUCAGGUAACAUUUUAUCUUCCUUUAUAGUCAGCAAAGCAGAGGUUGAGUGCCUUAUUCGAGGAUUUAACAGUCUCCUUGGGGAGCGAGCUGUUCCUGAUCAUACAGCUGGACUAGACAGAGGCAGGUUCAGAAGCGUACUGCACAACUGGUUUGGGAUGACUGACUACAUGAUCAUGGAUGGAGGUAAUACUCAAGAUAAACGUUCACUCACUUAUUUGCCGUAUACAGGCACAUGUUUUAACUCUGAAUACUCACAGAUAAAGUUCGGACAGCAUCUUGUGUGUUGUGUUGUUACUUAUCACAUAUCCUUCAGUGUUCAGGACGUUUGACAAAGACAAUGACAACUCCAUCAGUGUGAAAGAAUGGAUCAAAGGACUGUCUGUUUUCCUUCGAGGAAGUUUGGAUGAAAAAAUAAAAUGUAAGCUCUAUCUUAUAUCUAAACUUAGUCUGACACAAUUACAACUUACCAGACACUAAUCAGGUUAUAACUCUUUCUCACAACUCAGACUGUUUUCAUGUGUAUGACUUGAACGGCGAUAACUACAUCUCCAGGGAGGAGAUGUUUCAGAUGCUGAAGAACAGCCUCAGCAGACAGCCCACAGAAGAGGACCCUGAUGAGAGAAUCAAGGACCUGGUGGAGAUCACACUGAAGAAGAUGGUGAGUGUUUACAUUCUGCAGCCCUCUCUGUUGGGAUUUCUAACCCUCUAGAUAACUCUGUACUUCCGUAACAUCUCACAUUAACUUUUCUGUAGGAUCAUGAUCAUGACGGCAGACUGUCUUUUGAUGAUUUUGAAAAGGCUGUGAGAGAAGAGAAUCUCUUACUAGAAGCUUUUGGAACCUGUUUACCUGACACCACGGUAAUGAAUCUAAAGCCUCUGAAAAUCAAAUUCACACUAAAACUAUUUAUUUAAAUAUUUCCUUUUUUUCAGAGUAUCGAGACAUUUGAGAGGCAUGUAUUUGAGGAGCAUCAGGAUCAUUGAAGAAACCAUGUCUUUUUCCAUUUUUCACUUACAUACUCUUUAAUAAAAAUGUUCAGAACUUUUUUAUAUUGUAUUGCAAAAUUUGUGAAUUAAAACAAGUUGCUAUGAAAA